This is a messenger RNA of Phasianus colchicus (ring-necked pheasant), 1163 nucleotides long. RefSeq names its product translocator protein 2 (gene TSPO2). NCBI's taxonomy places the organism in Eukaryota, Metazoa, Chordata, Aves, Galliformes, Phasianidae. The record is from RefSeq and is a predicted model, not a curated record. Gene Ontology annotation, cellular component: mitochondrial outer membrane.
CAGUGGUUCUGUUACAGCAUAAUACUGCAUUCUGCCAGGAACCAGCAAUCCUGCUCCUGGCCAUGGAAUUCAGAUCCAAGUGCUUCUCGGUGACUUUCAGCCCAAGGGUGACCAGCGAGCUGUGCAGCAGCACCCAGCAACAGCAAAGGCAGAGGUUCCCUGCAGGCACAGCAGCUCCUCCUGCCCACAGGAGCCCAACCUGAGAUCCCCAGUUGGAAUACAUCGGUGUACCUCAUAUCCCUGCAACACCCCAGACUUCAUGCUACCACGGGCCUGAUCCUCAUCCAUGUCUCUCACGCAGCUCAUCUGCACCACAGGCUUUAUGCUUUGGCACAGCACCGUGCUCUGCCCCACACAUCACCCCGAGCAUCACUGCAGUGUCAGCCCCAGGGCCAGGCCAUGCACGCAGGGCCCCAACGUGGGCUCUGUGUAAUCUGACCCACGCAGCGAUGCGCACACACCCCUUUUCUCUGCUAUUUGGGCAAAACUCAACGGCCGUUCCCCUCCUUGCACGGGAGCAGCAGCAGCAGCACAGGCACUCGGAUGUCCGACCGUUCUCCUUUGCACGGCACAGACGGGCGGUGAGAGACGCUGCAAUAGGCAAAAGACCACUGCGCGUCACCAGGGAAGGAUGUGGGCUUACACCGUAGGUUUUACUGUCCUGCCUCACGUCGGGGGUUUCCUCGGCUGGUUCGUCAAUAGGAAAGACACUCCUGUUUGGUACGAGAAGCUGAAAAAGCCCUCAUGGUGCCCACCCCGCAAAAUGUUCCCCGUUGCUUGGACCGUCCUGUACACCGGGAUGGGCUACGCCUCCUACCUGAUUUGGAAUGACCUGGGUGGCUGCAGCAGCAAAGCCAUCAUCCCGCUUGGCCUCUAUGGGGCUCAGCUGGCCUUGAACUGGGCUUGGCCUCCCUUCUUCUUUGGUGCACGUAAUCUGAAGAUGGCGCUGAUCGACAUCCUGUGCUUGGACAGCCUGGCCAUCGGCACCGUGUGCUCCUGGUACCGCAUCAACAAGGUGGCAGCGCUGCUGAUGCUGCCCUACCUGGGCUGGCUGGCCAUGGCAACCUGCCUGACCAUCCGCAUCUGGAAGGACAACCCUGAGCAAAAGACAGGAAAGAGCGAAUAAGAGCAGGAACGAAAUGAAGGCAUUUUGUGAAACGAAA